Molecule: messenger RNA, 240 nt
Organism: Pochonia chlamydosporia 170
Lineage: Eukaryota; Fungi; Ascomycota; Sordariomycetes; Hypocreales; Clavicipitaceae
Exons: 1
Coding region: 1-240 (79 amino acids)
Source: RefSeq, a predicted model, not a curated record
AUGCCAAUUUCCAAGCCAGAUUGGUCGCCGCCUCGCCACCACCUAUGGAGCAGCAACAAGAACUGGCGGCGAAGUGGGAAGCGUAGGGCCCUGGUACCAGCGUUGAAUCCCUUUCAUUUCGAUAUCGUCUCCAUUAUGCUAAUCAAUCGCAUGUAUUCUCUGCUCCGGGAUACCAUGGGUUCCCACUUGAUAAGUUCUUGUUCUUGUGAGAGCGCAUUAAAGCCUUCAGAUGAUUGUUAG